AUGGUUUCUCGCCGUUUGGAUAAACUUUCGGCAGGUCUGGCGUUAAGCAAUAAAUUUUUGCCGGUACACUGUGUGGUUGCACGAGAUGAGUGUCCACAACGUGUAUUACAAGAUGGAUUUGUAAUUGUACCGGCAUAUACAAAAUUUCAUGAAAUUGUAUCAGUUGUUUUACGUAGUAUGGAAGCUGAUGUUGGUAAAAUUGAACAAGAUGAAAGAGCAGAUGGUCAAAUUCUUAUAAAAAAUUGGAAUCCAUUACCAAUAUCAACUGUAACUGAAAAUCGAAUGGUUACUGUUCAAGAUAUUUUAGGUGAUCUUAUGAAUGUAGCUAUACUUCAAAUUCGUAUAUUUAAAUAUUCAAAUACAUUAGAAGAUAAAAGAUCCGUACGUUUAAUAAAACAUUUAAUGCCUUUAGUAAAUGAUGAUCGUGAUAAACAAGAAUUGGCUCAUAAAUCAUAUCAAUUAAUGCAUGAUGAUAUUGAUGAUCAUGAUAAUAAACAAGAACAAUUAUCAUCAUCAUCAUUAUUAAAAUCAACAACAAGUCCAAAUGGAUAUUCAUUUACAUCAUCAAAUUCAAAUACAACUGAUGGUGAUAAUACUCCAUUAAAUCUUUCAAAAAAACAAUAUUCAUCAACAUUAAAUUCAAAUAAAUCUUAUAUAAAUUAUCCAUUUGCUAGUCUUUUAUCAUUUGCUCAACAACAACAACAACAACAACAACAACAACAACAACAAUAUGAUACAACACCAACAAAUCCAUCAUCAACAAUAAAAGAUUAUGCAUACAAUCGUCGACAACGUGAACGUACAACAUUUGAUCCACAUGAAGAAACACCACGUUUAUUACAAAUAUUUACUGAUACAAAACAUCCAACACGUUAUCAAAUUGCAUCUAUAUGUGAAAGUCUUAAUUCAUUACCAUGUCGAAAAGGAAAAAAAGCUCUUGAACCAUAUAAUAUUCAAUAUUGGUUUAAAAAUGCACGUGCUGCAUUAAAACGUAAAAAACGUCGUUUUGGUAAUUCAGAUAAUUCAAUACAACAAGAACAACAAUCAUAUAAUUUAUCAUCAUCACCACAACAAAUAGAUAAUCAUGAUGAACAAAAUCAUCAAUCAAUUAAAUGUGAACUUGAUUCAUCAGAUGAACUUGAAGAUGAUAUUGAUGAUGAUAUUGAUAUUGAUGAAAAACACAAACAACAACAACAACAACAACAAAAUCAUAAUAAUUAUUAUUUUAAUUAUUUACAAGCAUUUGAUAUAUCAUUAACAGAUAAACAAAGACAAAAAGCAACACUAUCCGAUGAAAGUAAUGAUGAUGAUAAUAUUAGUUCAAUAAGUGAACAAACACCACCAACACAAAUAUCAUUAAAUUCAACUAAAAUAUCAAAUACAACAACAUCAUUUGAUUACAAUCGUUCAAGACGUAAUCGAAUAUUUAUUGAUCCAACAUCUGAAGUACCAAAAUUAGAACAAUGGUUUGCUAUUGAAACACAUCCUGAUCAUGUAUUAAUUGAACGUAUAUGUUCAGAAUUAAAUGAAGGUGAAUAUCGAACAAAAUUUCCUAAACUUGAAUCAAAACAUAUACGUUUAUGGUUUAAAAAUCAUCGUGCAAAAGUAAAACGUAUAUGUCGAAUACAAACACCAAAUAUUAAUAAUAAUGAUACAACAAUAAAAACAAUUGAAACAACAACAACAACAACAACAACAGAAAAGAAAAUGCACAAUGUGCAAUAA
This is a messenger RNA of Rotaria sp. Silwood1, 1725 nucleotides long. The record is from the annotation of a GenBank genome assembly. Lineage: Eukaryota; Metazoa; Rotifera; Eurotatoria; Philodinida; Philodinidae.